GAUAGUUAAUCAAAUUUAGCUAAUUAUGUUUGUUUAAGUUUCUAAUCAUUCCCAUUCCCAUUGCGGCUUUCUCACUAACGAAACGAUUUUUCAUCUAUCAUCUCGACUAUUUUCCAUGAUUACCAUCGAUGCGCACCCAUCUGAUUGAUUGCACCGCACCGCGCUGGAUGAUGAUUGCGCCGCUCACCGAAAAUCAAUCGUUGCAACCGUGAUCGAGCAGAUCCUUUUCCAUCGAUGUUGCCGGUUCCGGUGCCGCCGAUGCAUGCGAUGGCUUUGCCGCCGCGCUACUCGCUGCCCGGUGUGGAGAUGAAACUGCAAAACAAGGACCUGUGGCGGGAGUUUCACAAGAUCGGCACCGAGAUGAUCAUCACCAAGUGCGGAAGGCGAAUGUUCCCCUCGAUGCGCCUUACCGUGGACGGACUGGACGCGGACACCAAUUACUGCGUGCUGCUGGAGAUGAUGCCCAUCAGCGACUGUCGGUUCAAGUUUAGCGGGUCCCAGUGGGUUCCGGCGGGUGGCGCCGAACCCCAGAGCCCGCAACGGUUCUGCCUUCAUCCGGACAGCCCCGCCCUCGGGACGCACUGGGCCUCCCAGCCGAUUGUGUUCAACAAGGUGAAGCUCACCAACAACACACUGGACAACAAUGGACACGUGGUACUGACCAGUAUGCAUAAGUACCAACCACGGAUACACAUCAUCAGAACGGCAGAUCCAUCGCAGAUCCCAUGGGCGGCCCAGCAAGCGUUCGUGUUUCCGGAGACGGAGUUCGUCGCUGUUACUGCUUAUCAGAACGAUCGAAUAACCAAGCUGAAGAUCGAUAACAACCCGUUUGCCAAAGGAUUCCGCGAGACGGGCCAGUCCCGGUGCAAGAGGAAACUGGGCAGCAGUAGUGGCAGCAGCAAUACAUCAACGUCAUCCUCGUCGUCGUCGUUGUCCUCGUCGGGAACAUGUGGCCAGAUGACAGAUGACGAGGAUCGCAACGAUCUGCAACAGCUCCACCACGAGGCAAAGCGGGCCAGAUCAAACGAACUGUCCGAAUCGGAGUCGCCGAUGGAUCCCGGUCGGCUGCUGAUGAUGGAGAAUGGAAUGGGACCCGAAGCGUUGCAUCGGCUGCAGAUGCAUCGAAGGUUUCCGCCGGGGUCUAGUGCGGCAGCUGCCGCCGCCAACGAACUGCUGAUGCGUCAGUACAAUCAAAUGUUUAAUCCCAGCUGGAUGGAUCUGAUGAUGCCGUACUUUGCCCGGAAUCCGUAUCAUCCGCAUCAACCGAUGGGACCUCAACAUGCACCUCCUACUCAGCUGGGACAUCCCUUCCUACCGAUGGUGAAUCAUCCGAUGAAUCCCGUCUCGGUGGCACCGCAAAUAUCACCCACGGAGUCCAUUCCGGAGUCGGAUCGAUCGUCGGCAUUCAGCGUGACGCAGCCAUUGAACUCGGAGGACGGUCCACUGGUUCGAUCGUCACCCGUACGAGCGGUGGAUUCGCCUUCGGCUGGAGGUGAAGCGCCACCCAUUGAACCACGAGGGGAUGGGAACGACGAUAGUAAGAAAGUGAACUUCAGUAUCGCUUCGAUCUUGCUGCUGUAGAAGUUAGUGUAUGUGUGAUUUAGAAUAGUGCAACCGAUGUAAUACUCUUCUAUGUAUAUAUUUAUAAUUCUUCGAUCACCUCAUUAUCAAGUGCCUUUGCAUUGUUUGUGAAUAUAUUGAGAUUGCUAAUAGGACUUAUUGCUUUUAAUAAAUGGUAUUAUCGAUUUUACGAAUUGUGCUCGU
Molecule: messenger RNA, 1764 nt
Organism: Aedes albopictus (Asian tiger mosquito)
Lineage: Eukaryota; Metazoa; Arthropoda; Insecta; Diptera; Culicidae
Product: T-box transcription factor TBX6
Exons: 4
Coding region: 235-1581 (448 amino acids)
Biological process (GO): regulation of transcription by RNA polymerase II; heart development; cell fate specification
Cellular component (GO): nucleus
Molecular function (GO): DNA-binding transcription factor activity, RNA polymerase II-specific; RNA polymerase II cis-regulatory region sequence-specific DNA binding
Source: RefSeq, a predicted model, not a curated record